Cucurbita moschata (crookneck pumpkin) is the source of this 2495-nucleotide messenger RNA. RefSeq names its product josephin-like protein. Gene Ontology annotation, molecular function: cysteine-type deubiquitinase activity. The transcript is spliced from 3 exons. The record is from RefSeq and is a predicted model, not a curated record. Gene Ontology annotation, biological process: protein deubiquitination. Bases 323 to 877 code for a protein of 184 amino acids. NCBI's taxonomy places the organism in Eukaryota, Viridiplantae, Streptophyta, Magnoliopsida, Cucurbitales, Cucurbitaceae.
GGGAUUUGGGGGAAAUCAGAAGAGAUCCCGCCGAAUCGAAUAGCGAGUUCGGAAACUCCGAGACCAGCCGAUUUCUUCGAAGUCGAAAUCCAUCGCCGCCCUUCUACCCGAAGUUUGUGGCGGCGCAUGCUCUCUCCGUCGGUGAAAUACAAUUCCGUGAUCGUAUUUGUAACGAGUUCAGGUUUGCCGUUUUUGUUGUCUACUCGACGAAUUCCACAGUUCUGAAUCUGAACCUAGAUUCAGAGAUUCGUAGUUCUUCCUGCUUCCGAAAAAGGAUUUUUCGAGAUUUCGGAGUCAGAGUUUGAGAUCUAAGACUUAGACGAUGGCGAGCGAGGAUUGCCGAGUUUAUCACGAAAGGCAAAAGCUACAGUUCUGCCUCUUGCACGCACUCAAUAACCUCUUUCAGGAAAAUGAUGCAUUUACACGAGCGCACUUAAAUGCAAUUUCUGAAAAGCUGGUGCUCGACGAGCCAAACAGAGAACCUUGGACGCCAUUAUCAUUUGUCUUUAAGCCUCAUCACAACUCAGUAACUGGAAACUAUGAUAUAAAUGUCCUAAUUUCAGCUAUGGAAGAGAAAGGGAAGAGUGUGGUGUGGCAUGAUCAUCGGAAUGGAGCUUCUUCAAUCGAUUUGGAUGGGCCUGAGGCUACUCAUAAACUUAUGGGAAUUGUGCUUAACGUCCCAGUCAGAAGGUUUGGUGGCAUUUGGAAAAGCAGGCACUGGGUUGCUCUGAGAAAGAUCAACGAGUCAUGGUAUAAUUUGGACAGUGAUCUGCAUACUCCUCAUACGUUUAAGGAUACUGACGAGGUAAGACAAUUUUUGGAUAAUGUGAUCAAUGACAAUGGGGAAAUUUUGCUUGUUAUGAAUGACAGGAACUAAAUCUCCUGCAUAGGAUACUCGUGUUUGUGCUUGAAUCAAAUGUAAAAAAAAAUUAGAGCUGGAUUGUGUUGGCUGUUUUUUCUGCAACUUGUUUGGCAUUCUGAGAUUUACUUGGCUUGAGUUAAUGUUUUUGAUUAUUUCACAUUGCUGAUAAAGAGGGGAAAUGAUUUGAAGUGAAAAGCAAUGAGAAACUGUUCAUGUCUGAGUUUUGCACCUAAAAGCCAAAUGAAGACGAUUAUCUUUAGUUGGCACCCUGAAGGGAUUCUGAAUUUGCUAAGCUGCUGGUAAAACUGCCAUCAGAUGGAAUGGUGCCAGGUAUUUUACAGAGCAGAAUGGUUUGUUAUGAUUAAAAAAGACUCAAUUUUACCGGUCAUGGAACGUCAGGUGUUACAAUCGCACUUUUCUUAGCAGUGGACUUUUACGAUUGUGCAGCACUCCAACACUAAGUAGGUGAGUCAAUUUGGGAUCGUGUCGCCUACGGCAGGGCAUAGGCAGGGCAAUGUAUGCUUAAACCUCUAGCCCGUUUUGAGAAAAUAGUUUUAGAAAAUGGGGGCAGAGAGAUUUUUGAAAGGGAGUUUGGAAGUAAGGUUGAAAUAAAGAAUGAGAGCAACAUUAUAUGACUACAUACAAAAGGCAAUAAAAUGGCUUAAAUAGCAUAUACUUUUUCGGGUAUGGAGAAUUUGACAACUAGUCACAUUUCCUUAUAGUACAUUUUGAGGUGAUUCUAGGCUGACAGGUCUAGACACGAUUUUGCCAAAUGGUCAUACAAAGUUUAGGUGGGAGGAGUUGAUGACUAGUCGCAUCCACUUAUAGUACAUUUCGGGGCAUUUCAGUUGUAUCAGGCAUCAUGGGCAACACACAAGGCAAGAUUAGGAAAGCAAUAAAGUGAUAUAAGGCAAGAUUUUGAUAUGUAACGAGCAUGCAGUCAUGAGCAACACACCUUAGACAAGCAUCGCCGUGACACUUGGUUACAGAGAGAUUUAAUGCACACAGGACACAACAGAGCCUUCUUGGGUUUGCUUAAGAACACGCUUUGGUGGGCAGCCUGCACUUUUCAGCAGUGUGUACGUCCCUUUUCUUGAUCUCUCUGGUUUUUUUCUGUGUGUUCUUCAGACCUUCCUUCUAAUUCUAUGACGACGGCAACAAUGGAGCAGAGGAUUGAGAAAAGGAACAUGUCGAGCAACGCAACCAGGCGAAGCACAGGGUCGUUUAGAAAGUUGAGAUUUAAGUCGCUGAAAGGCCUGCAAUUCUCUCCGCUGAGCUUUUUGAAGCACCUGGCCAAUAAAGUGACCCGAGCUUGGCAUUUGAUGGCCAUGAAGAGAAGACCCCACCAUGAGCAACAACCUGUUCCGGCCAUGCCUGUCGCCACCUCGAAGCCACUGCCGGUGUCCGCCGUCGACUCACAUAGAACAGAGGCUGUGGAGGACUGCAUCAAGUACAUCAACUCUUCCUCGUAGCUCCUCGCACCAAUUCUUGGUAAGAUUUUCUCCACAAAAUGCUUAGUAUAUAUACCGUCUCUUUGUGGGUUUAAUUAAUGCCUGAUUUCAUCGUUGCUGAUCAUGAUGAAAUGUUGUUUCUUUGGUCUUCUUUAGAUUAAAAAUUAAGCCUUUCAUCUCUA